Messenger RNA from Labeo rohita (rohu), 700 nucleotides. Its product is annotated as coiled-coil domain-containing protein 8-like. The coding region runs from base 218 to 661 and encodes 147 amino acids. The record is from RefSeq and is a predicted model, not a curated record. The transcript is spliced from 3 exons. Lineage: Eukaryota; Metazoa; Chordata; Actinopteri; Cypriniformes; Cyprinidae.
CCUGAGUCAAGCCAUGUUGUUCCUGAGUCAAGCCAUGUUGUUCCUGAGUCAAGCCAUGUUGUUCCUGAGUCAAGCCAUGUUGUUCCUGAGUCAAGCCAUGUUGUUCCUGAGUCAAGCCAUGUUGUUCCUGAGUCAAGCCAUGUUACAGCAGAUCUUCACAAGCCAAGUCAAAUUGCUGCUGUCUUCCCUGAGCUAAGCCACGCCACGGUUGUUCUUCAUGAGCCAAGUCAAGUUGCUGCUAUUGUCCCUGAGCCAAGUCAAGUCACAGUUGACCUUCACAAGCCAAGUCAAGCCACGGCAGGCCUCCCUGAGUCAAGUCCGGCCACGGCAGGCCUCCCUAACUCAAGGCAAAAAGCUAUUAUCCUACCAAAUCCUCAUCUGGUCCCCUAUAACAUUUCUGACCCAAGCCACGCAGAGCCCACGCUCCCAAGCCACGCAGAGCCCACGCUCCCAAGCCACGCAGAGCCCACGCUCCCAAGCCACGCAGAGCCCACGCUCCCAAGCCACGCAGAGCCCACGCUCCCAAGCCACGCAGAGCCCACGCUCCCAAGCCACGCAGAGCCCACGCUCCCAAGCCACGCAGAGCCCACGCUCCCAAGCCACGCAGAGCCCACGCUCCCAAGCCACGCAGAGCCCACAUUCACAAGCCACAAGCCCAUAACAUCAGCACCCACAAGGUCAACAGACACCCCACUAGCUA